AUGGCCCGCCAAGCCUGCAGGGAUGCUCCCCCAGAUGAUGAGGAGGCCUUUAUUCUCUCUGGAGAUGCAGGCAUCCCAGCCAGUGAUGGUGUGGAGGAUGACACCAUGGUCUCCAUAGGCCAGGACCAGUAUCUGGUGGAGGCUGAGGUCCAUCAUGGAGCUUCUCUCAGUGAGGUACUGGACACUGCAGAUAUCCCUGUGGAACUGACUUUCACAGCUUGUGUUGGGGAACAGAAGCUGGAGGAAUUCAAACCCUCAGACAAGCCCCAGCCCUUGCUGUCAGCCUGGCAGCCCAGUGAUAUGCCCUUUGAGGAGAUGGAUGAAAUGCCAACCAAGGCACUGUCUUCCCAUGCCAUCAUCAGCCCCAUUCCCCCAUCUGCUGGGCCAGGGAAGAGACAGAGGCGCCACACCAUGGUGUUCAACAGGGAGGAGAUGCCAUUCAACAGGCAGGUGUCACAGGCCUCCAAGACUGAACUCAUGAGGCAGAACCUUGCCAAGAAACGCCUCGGCCACAUGGAUGUAGAGACCUCCACUGCAAGAGUUUGCCAAGAUAUCAGACUGCAGAGGUCACAGUCUGAUACCAGCAUCUUGCAGACCAAUGACAACAUGAACAAUUACAAUGACACCAGUGGUGGUCCUGAGACUGGCAACACCAACAUGACAGCAAGAGAUGACGCCAGUGCUAUUUCUGCCCAUGACAACGUUGUACAACAAGGCAGCAUGGUAGAUGGCGCCAUCAACCAGGACAGCAUGGCAACUGUGUUUGAGUCUGCCUAUGCUGUGCUUCACCUGGAAGAUGAUGAUGGAAGCCCUGGUGAUGACCUCAAAAAACCAUCUCUAACAUCAACACAGCAGCUAACUGAUGCCCAGCUACUUCAGCUAGAGAUGGAGGCAACAGGGGAGAUGAAGAAGAAACUCCCACACUAUGUGCUUUACAUCAUUAUUGUUCUUCUCCUGUGCUCUGUCUUCAUCUCUCUGUUCUUCACUGAGAUCUACAUGAUUGAGCUGACCACAGAGAGCUCAUACUGCUGGGCCUGUCUUGUCGUGUUUGCUCUGCUGGAGGAGGUGUUCAUCUUUGAACCCCUGAAAGUGGCCUCUGUUGUCAUCUACAGAGCUGUGUUCCCAGCAGCAAAUAAUAGAUAA
Lingula anatina is the source of this 1143-nucleotide messenger RNA. RefSeq lists its product as uncharacterized. Lineage: Eukaryota; Metazoa; Brachiopoda; Lingulata; Lingulida; Lingulidae. The record is from RefSeq and is a predicted model, not a curated record.